GGGGGUGGGGUGGUGGGGAGGGGAAGUUACUUUUUAAAAAAUUUUGUCGCUCAGUGCGUGAGGUGAAGUGGGGGUGAGAGACAUCGUCUGGUUUUUCAAUUCUCCUGGCGGCGGCGGGUGGUGGGGACCGGGGCACACGCCACCCUCCUCCCCCCGGAGCCGGCCGGCCGGCCAAGCAGGGGAAAUGGCCCAGGCCCGCUCCGCCGCAUCGCCCUGACAUGGCGCUGGGGCCCGAGGAUGAGGAGCAGGAGAGCGGCGGACAGUCCAAGGCCAAGGUAAAGCCGAAAGCACCAAUGUCCUCAGCACCGAAGGUGCCCUCCAGCAAGGGAGCGAGCGGGGCGCGGCGCAGGAGAACCCGCUGCCGGAAGUGCGAUGCCUGCCAGAAGAGCGAGUGCGGGGAGUGCCACUUCUGCAAGGACAUGAAGAAGUUUGGGGGUCCCGGCCGCAUGAAGCAGUCCUGCCUUCUGCGGCAGUGCACGGCACCGGUGCUCCCUCAUACAGCCGUCUGCCUAAUGUGUUGGGAAGCAGGCAAAGAGGAUUCAGUGGAAGGAGAGUCCGAGAAGUUUAAUCUGUCCCUGAUGGAGUGCACCAUUUGUAAUGAGAUUGUCCACCCGGGCUGUCUGAAGGUUUAUGAUGUCGAGGGCAUCAUCAACGAUGAGAUUCCCAACUGCUGGGAAUGUCCCAAGUGUCGGAAGGAAGGCAGGUCGAGCAAGGACGGGAAGGACCAGACGGAGGCCGGAGGGAAGAGACGUUCUGAUGGUGAGGAGGGCCCCCGCUGGAAGCUUGAGGAGGGUAGCAGGCAUCGAGCGGAUGAGUAUCUGGCCCCCAACCACAGGAAAGGGGAAGAGGGUCACAAGAGGAAAAAGGAGAGGGAUGGGCCAGUGGAAGCUGGGCCCCGGAAGAAGAAACAGAAGAUGGUCCGUGGGCCGGAGGAUGGCACCCUUGCCAGUGAGCGCACCCCCCAGCGCGAGAAGCUGGAGCAUUUCAAGCGCAUGUGCCAGAUGCUGGAGCGGGUGAGCCAGGCCCGCAGCUCCAGCUCCAGCUCCAGCUCUGGCUCCGACUCCGACUCUGACUCCCAGGACUCAGAGGAAGGGAGGGGUGGUGAGGAGGAGGAAGACGAGGAGGAGGAGGAAGAGGAGAGCAGCGACGGAGGAGGCAGGCUUGGCUCCAAUGGGAGGGAACGCGGGACCACGGCAGCUGCCCUGGGCUUCAGUGCCAGUGAGGAGGAUGACGAAGAGGAGGAGGAGGCGGAGGAGGAGGAGGGUCGUGGGGAGGAGGCAGACCCACCCCGCAACGGCAGGGCCCGGCUGAGGGAGCAGCCACAGGGGAAGGAGGGACAGCCAGGAUCCCGUCGAGAACGAACGAGGCAGGGUCCAGGUCAGGGGCAGGGUGUGGCCCAGGGGUCAGGGCGCCUCAAGCCCCCUCGCCCCCAGGCGCCGGCACCCCGCAGUCCGUUCCUGAGCCGGCCACCCAUCUCCUCGCCUCCCAGGCCCCUGCAGAUGGAGAGGCAUGUGGUGAAGCCUCCCCCUGACAGUCCGGAGCCAGACUCCCUGCCCCUGGACUCAGGGACCGACCAUGUACUCCAGCGUCACGCCUGGCUUGCCGUCUUUCGCUACCUGAGCCAGCGAGACCUCUGCGUCUGCAUGAGGGUUUGCCGGACCCUCAACCGGUGGUGCUGCGACAAGCAGCUGUGGACCAGAAUUGACCUGAGCCGGCAGAAGUCGAUUACGCCAGCCAUGCUGAGUGGCAUUAUCCGGCGGCAGCCUGCCCUGCUGGACCUCAGCUGGGCCUGCAUCUCCAGUAAGCAGCUAAUGUGGCUCCUCAACCGGCUGCAAGGGCUGAGGGAACUGAUCCUGUCGGGCUGCUCGUGGUCCUCUGUGUCGGCCCUCUGCACUGCCAGCUGUUCAUCCCUGCGACUGCUCGACCUGCGCUGGGUGCAGGAUGUCAAGGACUCCCAGCUCCGCGAGCUGCUCUCCCCUCCAGCUGACAGCAGGCCAGGACAGCUGGAGGGCCGGGGACGACUGCCGAACGUGAUGGAGUUGCGCCUGUCAGGUCUGGAGGUGACAGACACCUCGCUGCGUCUGCUGGCCCGGACCUUGCCCCGUCUACGGCGCCUUGACCUCAGCCAGUGUGGUCAGGUGGGGGACCAGUCCAUCAAUCUGCUAACCGCCGUCACCUGUCCACUGCGUGAGAGCCUGAGGGAGCUCAACUUGUCUGGCUGCCCUCGGCUCACAGACCACUGCCUGCCCCUGUUCCGGCGCUGCCCUAACCUCUGCCGCAUUGACCUGCGUUCCUGCAGACAAGUGACGGUGGAGGCGUGCCAGCGCUUCGCCGAAGACUCGGCCCCCCCUGCCUCCUUCCGCUGCGCCGAGGACAAACUCAUCCUCCGCAACAGCUAACGGCGGCUGCUGAGGAGGGGGUAGGCAGGGAGCGCUGAGCCCCCGGGAUAGGGGCUGAGGGCUUCACCAGGAGAGAGCAAACCGGGCCCCAGAGUGAUUCACCAGGAGAGAGAGAGAGAGGAUCCAGGACCCCUGGAAGAUUCGCCUGGAGAGAGAGAGAGAGAGAGAGGAUCUUACCCCUGUAGAGAUUCGCCAGGGGAGAGAGGGUCUGGGAUCCCGGGGAGGUUCACCUGGAGAAGGAUGUGAUCCAGGACCCCGGGAAUGCUCGCUGAAAGAGAGAGAGGACCAAGGUUAUCAGAGACAUUUACCAGGAGAGAGGCAAGAUCUGGACCCCGGACGCUGGGUGAGAGACUGGAUCCGGACCCCAGCGAAAUCGCCCGGGAAGAGACAGGAUCUGGAAUCUGAGUCAUUUACCGGGAGGGAGAUGGGGUCCAGAUUUCGGAAAGAUUCACCAGAAGAUGGAAGCAAUCUCCAGUGCAUGGCAGGUUCAUCAGGAGAAAGACAGGCCCCUUCGUCCUGGAAAGAUUCCUCGGGAAAUGGCACAGCAGAAAGAUUCAUCCAGAGAGGCAUGGGACCUCUGGGCCCCGGAAAGAUUGAUUGGGAAAGAGACAGCUUCACCAGGAAAGAGAGAGAGAGAUGAGACAGCGUACAGUUUCACCAGAAGAAACUCCAGUUUUAAAGACAAUAUUCUCGCCGCAGAGACUGCGAUCCCUACGCUCCAUCCCUACUUUUCCCUCUGAUCUUCCGCAUUUUGCCAGUUUCCUUCCUUGUGUUUUUUUUUAUUUUGACCGAAAAAUUUCGUGGAGACCACUUUGUAAAAAAAUAUGAAAACCAGGAUCGUUACACUUGUUGGAACAAAAGACUCUUGGUCAGAGCUGGGAAUGGGGAGGGGGUUGGGGGGAUGAGAAUAAAUACAACUGCAAUAAAAUGUUCAGGGUUUUCCCCUCCUGCGCAAUGUUCUGUGACCCAUAGGUCCUGUUGGAUUAUGUGAGUGGAGGGGAGCUAUGGAGGAGGGAUGGCGAGGGUAAGUGGGGUCUGUUGCAUCAGCUGGGCUGUUGUCAACUGGACGGGCAAAGAGAUCUGUGUGCCAUAAAUCCCAGGGGUGAUCUAUAAAAGCUAGCAGAAUUAGUGAGGAGCACCCAUCCCUACACUCAAACUCAUCCUCACGCCCCCUGAGAAUGUUGUUAUGGUCUGUGCUGCCCUCCCAUUCCCGGGGAGCUGACACUCUGAUCCGGUCCGUGCUGCCCUCCCGUCCCCAGGGAGCUGACACUCUGAUCCGGUCCGUGCUGCCCUCCCGUCCCCGGGGAGCUGACACUCCGAUCCGGUCCAUGUUGCCCUCCCGUCUCCGGGGAGCUGACACUCCGAUCCGGUCCGUGCUGCCCUCCCAUCCCCGGGGAGCUGACACUCCGAUCCGGUCCGUGCUGCCCUCUCGUCCCCGGGGAGCUGACACUCCAAUCCGGUCCGUGCUGCCCUCCCGUCCCCGGGGAGCUGACACUCCGAUCCGGUCCGUGCUGCCCUCCCGUCUCUGGGGAGCUGACACUUCGAUCCGGUCCGUGCUGCCCUCCCGUCCCUGGGGAGCUGACACUCCGAUCCGGUCCGUGCUGCCCUCCUGUCCCCGGGGAGCUGACACUCCGAUCCGGUCCGUGCUGCCCUCCAGUCCCCGGGGAGCUGACACUCCAAUCCGGUCCGUGCUGCCCUCCCAUCUAGUCCCUCUAACCCAACCCUUCUUCCCUUUUCAGCUUCCUUUGCUCCAGGAAAAAAAUACUUGUCAGUCCAGUUUCUUGUAACUAAAUCCCUCCAGUCUCGGCAACAUCCCCGUGAAUCUUUUCUGCACCCUCUCCAGCUUAAUCAUACCUUUCUUAUAGCUGGGCAAUCAGAACUGAACACAAUAUGUACCUCCAAAUGCAGUCUCACCAGUGUCUUGUACUGCUGUAAGGUGACAUGCUAGUUUAAUAAAGAGAAAAGUGUCUUGAUGGCACAGGGGCAUGAAAGCAAGAUACGGGAGACUCCAGCUGGAAUCUAGAGCAAAUUCAAAGGUCAGGCAGCAUCUAUGGUCAGGAAAAGUAAAUCAUUUUGAGAGAGGGAGAAUCAGGAUUGAUGGGGAAAACAGGAAGGUGGCCAAAAGGUACAGGGUGAAGGUGUGUUACUCUGCCUGCAGGUCAGUAACUAAUGAUAGUUUAUUAUUGUCACUAAGCAGUGGUGAGUUAACUAAACUGGUAAUUAAGUGUUCAGCUAAUCUAUUUUGCCUGCACGUUCUCUCCUACCCAGCCCUCCCUUCCCCUCCCAUUUCUACCCUUCACACGUGUGCACUUGGGAUUGAUUAACCCACUUGCCCCAGUGUGGUCUCAUGGAGAAGUCUAUAUUCCUGCUUUCCUCACACACCAUGUGCCUUUGUAAGGGCUUCUUGAACACCACUAUCAUGUUUGCACGCACCACCACACUUGGCAAAGCAUUCCAGGCACCCACUGAUCUGGGUUUUUUAAAGUUGCCUCACAUAUGUAUCUUUGAAUUUACCCCCUCUCACCUUAAAUGCACAUCCCUUAGUAUUGGGCAUUUUUAUCAGAACUCCCAAAAUAUUUGAAGAACUGGCAGUUUCUAUAGAGUCCUUAUAACACCAUAAGACAGGAGCAGAAUUAGGCUAUUUGGCCCAUCGUCUGCUCCACCAUUCAAUCAUGACUGAUCUUUUCUUCCCCUCCUCAGCUCUACUCCCUGGCUUUCUCCUUGUAACCUUUGAUGCCAUGGUCAAUCAAGAAUCUAUUAAUCUCUGUUAAAUACAACCAGCGACCUGGCCUCCACCGUUGCCUUUAGUAACAAAUUCAUCACCAUCUGGCUGAAGAAAUUUCUCCACAUCUGUUUUAGUGUACACCUCUAUCCUGAGGCUGUGCCUUCUGUCCUAGACUCCCCCACCAUGGGAAACAUCCUUUCCACAUCUACUCUGUCUAGGCCUUUCAACAUAUGAAAGGUUUCAAUGAGAUCCUUCUAAAUUCCAGCAAGUACAGGCCCAGAGUCAAAUGUUACUCAUAUGAUAACACUUUAAUUCCCAGGAUCAUCCUUGUGAACCCUCUACAAAACCAGCACAUCUUUUCUUAGAUAAGGAGCCCAAAACUGUUCGUAGUACUCAAGGUGAGGCCUCACCAGUGCCUUAAAAAGCCUCAGCAUCUCAUCCCUGCUCUUGCAUUCUAGACCUCUUGAAAUGAAUUCUAACAUUGCAUUUGCUUUCAUCACCACCGACUCAACUUGCAAAUUAACCUUUAGAGUGUUCUACACAAGGACUCCCAAGUCCCUCUGCAUCUCGGGUAUUUGGAUUUUCUCCCCAUUUAGAAAAUAGUCUGUACACUUAUUUCUUCUACCAAAAGUGCAUGACCAUGCAUUUUCCAACAUUGUAUUUCAUUUCCCACUUUCUUGCCCGUUCUCCUAACCUGUCUUAAGUCCUCCUUCAGCCAACCUGUUUCCUCAACACUACCAAUCUUUGUAUCAUCUGCAAACUUGGCAAUCUAUGACAUCAUCUAAAUUAUUGACAUACAUAAAAAGAAGCAGUCCCAACACAGACUCUUGCAGAUCACGUAGUCACUGGCAGCCAAUCAGAAAAGGAUAUUUUUAUUCCCACUCAUCUCUAACCAUGCCUGUAACUUUCCUAUAAUACCAUGGGCUCUUAACUUGGUAAGCAGCCUCAUGUGUGACUCUUUGUCAAAGGUCUUCUGAGAGUCCAAAUAUACAACUACUGCAUCCCCUUUAUCUAUCCUACUUGUAAUCUCAAAGAAUUCCAACAGGUUCGUCUGGCAAGAUUUUCCCUUGAGGAAAUCACGCUGACUUUGUCCUCUCUUGUGUCACCAAGUACUCCAUAACCUCAUUCUGAAUGAUUGACUCCAACAUCUUUCCAAUCUGUGAGGUCAGGCUAACUGAUCUAUAAUUUCCUUUCUGCUGCCUCCUUCCUUUCUUAAAGAGCAGAGUGACAUUUGUGGUUGUGUAGUUGUCCAGAAACUUGCCAGAGUCCAAAAUUUUUGAGAGGUUACUAAUAUCUCCACAAUCUCUACCACUGCUUCUUUUAGAACCCUCGGGUACAGUUCAUCUGGUCUGUGUGACUUAUGCACCUUUAUGUCUCAGCUUUUUGAGCACCUUCCUCUUGUAAUAGUAACUGCACUCACUUCUCUUCCUUCAACGGAAGUUAGAGAAAUUAAUGUUCAUACCAAGUUGGAGGCUAUCCAGUCAGAGUGACGUGUUGCUCUUCCAACCCGAAUUUUGCCUCAUUUUUACAUUAGAGUGGGCUAUGGACAGACAUGUUGAAUAGGAAGUGGAUUUGAAAUAGCUAGCCACUAGGAGAACCAUCCUUUUGUGGCAGAUGGAGUGAGAAUGCUUCCCAAUCUGCAUCAGGGUUUGCAUCUAGCAAUUUGAACCUUAAGGCACUGUGCAGGAACUAGAGCUAAAAGGAUUAAUUUUUAGCUUUAUUUGUCACAAGUAUAUUGCAUCAUCAAAAUACACAAUGAAGUGUGUUAUUUGCGCCAACAAUCAGCACGGUCCAAAGAUGUGUUGGGGGCAGCUUGCAAGUGUUGCCGUGCUUCCGGCACCAGCAUCUUAGCCAUAUCUUUGGAAUGUGGGAGGGAGUCGGAGCACCCGAAGGAAGACAACUGGGAGAACAGAAAGCUCUUCGCAGUCGGCGGUGGGCAUUGAACACUGGUGCUGUAAAGUUUUUCAAUAACUGCUCCUCUGCUGUGCUGAGACCUAAUUGCAAUAUAUAUGGAUGAAAAAUGAAGGUGGGCUGGUUUGUAAGUUUAUGGAUGAGAGAACAACUAAUAGGAAGGUUAUCAAAAGGACCUGACUAGAAAUUUGCAGGAGUUUCUGGUGGCAUACCAAACCUCCUCCCGCUCCUGAUGAAGUAGGGCCAUUGUCGUGCCUUCUUCAUGAUCACUUCAACACGUUGGGCCCAGGAUAGAUUCUCGGAGAUGUUGCUGCCCAGGAACUUGCAGCUGCUGACCCUUCAAUGAGGACUGGAGUGUGUACCCUCCACUUCCCUUUACUGAACUUUGCAAUCAGUUCCUCGGUUUUUGCUAAUGCUAAGUGCCAGGUGAUUGUUGUGACACAACUUAAACAGCCCAUCUCACACACCUCCUCAUCAUCAUCUGAAAUACCAACAACAGGUAUGUCAUUUGCAAAAUUAUGGAUGGUAUUUGAGCUGUGCCAAGCUAUACAAUCUACAGCCAUAUUGGAAGAGCUAGUACAGACCAGGUGGAGCGAGCGUAUAGUUGUAUUUUUCUCCUCACUCUACCCACCCCCCCGAAACAAUUUACAGAAAUCUGGAAACAUGCUGGUGGGGGAGGUGCUGGCAUUAGAGGCACUCACCACCCUGAAGGGGCUCUUUUUAGGCAAUACCAAAGAUAGCUGGUUGAAUUUGAUAUCCCAUUUCCACACCGAUAUGUCUGUCCGUGGCCUCUACUGCCACGAUGAUACCAAACCCACAUUGGAGGAGCAAGUUCUGGGUAGCCUCCAACUUGGUGGCCUGAACUGAAAUUUCUCCAACUUCCAGCAAUUUCCUCCUCUCCCACCACACCCCCCUCUCUGCCCUUAUUUUUUCCAUUCCUUCUUCAGACAACAAGGAGACAUACUAAGGCAAGACUAAUGGGCUGGUUGAGUGAUGUUGAAAGAACAACUGCACUUUUAGCAAGACCAAGGAACUAAUUUCAGAAUACAGAAAGGGGAAGUUGGGAGAGCACACACCAAUUCCCAUUGAGGAAUCUUUGGCGGAAAGGGUGAGCAGCCUCAGGUUCCUGGUCAUCAACAUCUCAGACGAUCUACACUGGACUGAUUACAUUUAUCCAAUCACAAUAAAGGAUGCUAGUGGCUUUA
Molecule: messenger RNA, 8240 nt
Organism: Hypanus sabinus (Atlantic stingray)
Lineage: Eukaryota; Metazoa; Chordata; Chondrichthyes; Myliobatiformes; Dasyatidae
Product: F-box/LRR-repeat protein 19-like
Exons: 10
Coding region: 219-2399 (726 amino acids)
Biological process (GO): regulation of transcription by RNA polymerase II; protein demethylation
Molecular function (GO): protein binding; transcription coregulator activity; zinc ion binding
Source: RefSeq, a predicted model, not a curated record